Messenger RNA from Leucoraja erinaceus (little skate), 1979 nucleotides. RefSeq names its product histone H1.1-like. Gene Ontology annotation, molecular function: structural constituent of chromatin; DNA binding. Gene Ontology annotation, biological process: nucleosome assembly. The coding region runs from base 98 to 739 and encodes 213 amino acids. Gene Ontology annotation, cellular component: nucleosome. The record is from RefSeq and is a predicted model, not a curated record. NCBI's taxonomy places the organism in Eukaryota, Metazoa, Chordata, Chondrichthyes, Rajiformes, Rajidae. The transcript has 3 exons.
ACCCAGUUAAGUGGCGGCAGCAGCUGGAAACAUUUCACUCCCGCGAAGCGAGUCAGACGCACUGAGAUCAAAGGGGGAAAAGGUUUCAAAUACAACCAUGACUGACAUUGUACGCGCCAAACGUAUUCAGGGGAAAAACAAGCCCCCGAAGAUGCCUAAAAGAGCCUCCGUGUCCAAGUUAAUCUUACAGGCGGUGGCGGCAACGAAGGAGCGUCGCGGGCUCUCGCUGGUCAGUGUAAAGAAGAUGCUGUCGGGCAACGGCUACGAUGUGGCAAAGAACAACUCUCGAAUCAACCAUGCGGUCAGGACCCUGGUGAACAAUGGCUCGUUAGUGAAUGUAUCGGGCACGGGAGCCUCCGGCUCCUUCAAAGUUAACAAGGAGCAGAAAGACGAGGUACAACAGGUGGCGAGAAAAGAGCUUGUAUCUGGCGCCGCGGUCAGCAAACAACCGAGGGGCAAACGUGCGACCAAGAGACCCGCCCCCGCCAAGAAACCCAAAAAGAAAUGGACGUAUCGGCGGACGAUGAAGGACGGCGCGCGCGGGAAAAUGGCGAAAGACGGUAGAAAACUGAAUAGUGCCCCGGGAAGAAAAGCAGCCAGGAAAGGCGCGAAGGGAAAGCGCCAACGGGCAAAGCCAAAGAAGCAGACCAGACCGCCGAAAGCACGAAAACCUUUGGCUGAGACAUCGGACUCCGUGAAAGAAAACCCAGCUGGUUCGGAGCAGCAAGAGAGCACCUGAGUGAAGGGAGUAGCUGCUGAAGAAAUCUUCUAGAGUUGCUGUGGGAUUUGAUACAUAGAGGGUUGUGUCUGCUUUGGACGAGACUAGCGCACUCAUAGAUUUGAGUUUUAGCUUGCUCGAAGGAUGUGAAGACUAACAGAUUUUACCACAAUCUCAUGAUCACACGAGACACGGGACGCCACACUCUUAUAAGAAGACACUCUUAUAUGAUUUAUAUGCCAUGAAUGGAACAGCUAUUGAGAAUGGAAAGUUAUGAGUUAUUUCUUUGUUAUGUAUUAUUUUAGUAAAGACCAAUUAAUCAAGAAGCAACGUCUGGAGAAUUUGUCUUUGCUAUCACAAGAGUUUGGUGAGUGCGUAAACUAUAGCUCCAUCACAUUCUCGAGAAGUAAUGGUUAUCGAAGAUGUACCUUGAGAAGGCAUAGAAACCGCCAUUACAUUCAGAAUCGUACAAAAAUAUGAUUCUAAUUUUAGCUCGCAGAAUAGCAGAAAAAAUCUAAAAGUCGAAUCAAAUGUUCAGAUUAAAACUGUCCCAAUUAACGUAAUUUAAAGUAUUUUAAGUCCAUUUAAUGCAAUUAAAAUUUCUGAAUUUGACAGUUUAAUUUGUAGGCUUUAAAAUUCAAAUCGGCCAACUGCCAACAGUAAAGUGUUUGUGGAGUAACUGGACAAUUCAUUUACUAAAACACAUGGAAACAUACCUGAACGCUGCAGAGUAAGCCAAUCAGAAAGCUGUAUACUAGCCACAUUUCAACCAAUAAGAUUAAAGAAUAGUGAUGACGACGUUGUAGAUGCUCCAAUAGCACAGCUUCCCACAGAUGGUCAGAGACACUUGGAUUGUGCGUGUUAAGACGUCAUGAGAAGAUGGUCUGACUUUAAAACGCAAAAAUAACGGAUACAAUCGUUAAUUAGUGUCAUAUUUCAGUUUAUUACUGCACGGCUUAUGCCUUAAUCGUAUGAUGUUUAAGUUAUGGCACUACUAAUUAAUUGCUACGUUUCGGAUCCAAUCCAAUCCAAUCCAACUUUAUUUGUUAAGCACUUUAAAAAACAACCAAAUUUGACCAAAGUGCUGUACAGAAAAAAAAUAAGCAAGACAUCAUAAAACAGGCAGAAUAACAGAACAUACGGCUAACAUGAGGCGCAUAAAUUACAUACGAAAUUCAACAAUAAAUUAAAAGACAUAAAAUAUGAGUAUGAACCACGCAGUAAGGAUACUUAUGAUUCCUUCUAAAUCAUUCCCCUCUGA